UCUUUGUCUUUGCGGAGGUGAGCGGGUAGAGAGCUCUUUGAUCUUUGAACUUUGUGUGGGCGAUGGGGAAGUGACCGCGAGUUUCACUUCGCAGCUCUGCCACGGACCCCCCCGGGGUCCCGCACGAGUUCGGCUCCCGCUCCUCCUCCUCCUCGUCGUCGUGGCUCGCCGGGUGACGAUGAUCUGAGCCGGUCCCGGGCCCGGGCCCCUGUCCCCGAGGUCGACUCAGCCUCAAAUGAGCACCGCCUGCGAAUUCCUGUCCUCCGUUCGUGAAGGAAUCGCCCCGACUCCUCCACUCGGAACAACAAAAGCAACAACAAUAUUAACAAUAUUCGUACUAUUAUUAAUUGGAACGGUGUUCGCUGACGGCGCGGGGGUUGGGAAUGGCUCGGAGUCCGGAGUACAGCGCCAAGGAAGAACACCACGUGAAUUUAUGGUCGUCACCCCAGGGAAAAUGAACGCCGUAGCAGGCAGCAAGAUUUUCCUGCCCUGCUCCUACACCUGUACAAUCAGCGGCAUUACCCACACGCUGGUGGAGUGGUUCAGAAGGGAUGGACAUGAAGAAGAGAGGCUUUAUCAAUACCCCAAUGGAUAUAGACAAUGGCCUUUACACGCCACCUGGAUGGGUGAUGUGUCAAAGUGCGACGCCUCCAUCACCGUCAGUGACAUCCAAACCCACGACUCUGGGCGAUAUCGCUGUGAGGUCACGGUGUAUCCACAAAACAUCCAAGACAUUGGGUAUCUACAGCUGAAUGUCAAGAGUCCAUCAGAUCUGGUGGUUGUGACCCCGGAUAAAAUGAACGCCAUGGCAGGCACUACAUUUCUGCUGCCCGGCAUUUACACCUGUACAAUCAGCGGUGUUACCCACACGCUGGUGGAGUGGUUCAGGAUCAUAGACGGGCAUGAAGAGAGGAUUUAUAAAUACCCCGAUGGAGAGACCAGCCACUGGCCUUUACAGGCCACCUGGGUGGGUGAUGUGUCCACGUGCAACGCCUCCAUCACCGUCAGUGACAUCCAGACCCACGACUCUGGGCGAUAUCGCUGUGAGGUCACGGUGUAUCCACAAAAUAUCCAAGACAUUGGGUAUCUACAGCUGAACAUCUACCCACGAACAGACCUGGCCGUUGUCAUCCCGGAUGCAAAGGACGCCACAGUAGGCAGCACGGCUCUCCUGUCCUGCUCCUACACCUGCAAAAUCACGGGUAUUAGACACACGCUGGUGGAGUGGUUCAGGACCAUAGAUGGACAAGAUGAGAAGGUUUAUAAGAUCAUAUACAGAAAGAGAAGCCUCAGGCCAUUGCAGGUCACGUGGGUGGGUGAUGAGUCCACGUGUAAUGCCUCCAUCACCAUCAGCGACAUCCAGACCCACGACGCUGGACGAUAUCGCUGUGAGGUCACGAUUUAUCGACACGACAAGCCAAGCAUGCAAGACAUCGGGUAUCUGCAGCUCAACGUUCACAGUGAACCAGAACCGAGCGACGCAACACCCACGCCAAGCCCAGCUCCAGCUCCAUCACCUGUUGCUGGCAUCGUCCUUGGAGUCAUUGCUGCUCUGGGUGUUGCUGCUGGAGUUGUUUUUUACUGCAGGAGGAGGUUGAUGAGACAAAGUCAGCCAAGAGAAGCAGAAGCCCGGGUUGAAGAAACGCAUGGAUUAAACCCAAAUGGAGAAGAUGGAGGAGCAAGAGCAGGUCCAGAUGCACCGGCAGAGCAAGGAGAUGAGCCAAACGAUGAAGGAGAACGUGAGACCUCAACUUAGAGAAGCCAGAAGUCCAGCCAACCAGUCUCAAACCACCUUAACAAAUGCAGCAACUUGUACCAAUCAACUCACCACUGUACCAAUCAACUCACCACUGUACCAAUCAACUCACCACUGCUAGAAACUGACCUUCAUAGAGUCCAUAAUCAAGACGCCGGCAAUGUAGCGAUGUGCAGUUGAACCGCAAUGCCUCGUGAGGUUAACGUAAAGAUACCAAAGUCCUGGUGUGAUCUGGACCAUCUGAAAAUGGAGAUGUAGAACGGGAGGCCUCAACUGGGUGGGCGUGGCUACAGAAAUGUUGGCGUUGCUGGUGGUGGAGGGAGGGGCAACCAGCUGACCACGUGUCACUGUUGAGCCUCCCAGACACGUGGUAGCUUUACGUUCAUUUUGCAACGUGCACUGUCGUGCUGCUUCACAAAUGAUUGGCAUAGAGACCUCUAAUAUUUACACAGAGACCCACAGAUUCACAAAGUGACCCAUAUAUUCACAGACACCAUAGAUUCACAUAGAGACCCAAAGGCCCACAUACAGACCCACUAUUGGACACAGAGACACAUAAAUUCAGACAGACACCCAACCACUCACACAGAAAGCCAAUGGCUAAUAUAGUGACCAAUUCAUGAAAAUAUAGACCAGUAUACUUUAUAGAAACCCAUAGACUUAGAUAGACACAUGGUCGUGAUUAAACUGGGCUCUCAAAUGCGGUGAGUUUGAUGGUCUCAGCCCAGUCACCAAUGACUUCUCAAAACAAAAACCCAUCGCGUAAAUUUGUCCCAUCUUUCUGCAUUUGUCCGAUAAUUAAAACAUCUGCUUGGCUGCCGCGUGACGUCUCAAGGUGAAUCGUGCGAGGCGUUGCGAGCCCAGCUGUGUGAAGGCUAUGAAGGGAACGCGAAUGAUUCUCACGACAGUCCAGUCCCUUGCACAGCCGUUUCACACACCGGGGUCACACCGCUCUGCAACAUUUACAAGUGGAUUCCUUGAAUUAUAUACUGUUAAAAAAAGUGUAUUUUUACAUUCGAGUACUGCAAACUCUUCCCUCUCGCGGGUUUAGCCAUCGCGGUUUUGCAGUUUCGUGCCAAGGCUAUUGAGGUACAGAGUUCGCCGAUCGUGCCCCUGUGGCUGGACCAUUGGCGGUUGAUCACGAGAUUUCUGUACGCGUCGUAACUGCACUGCUCGCGAUGAUGCUGCUGUCUUGUGUCCAUCUUGUCUCUAUUUUGUCUCCCUCUUGUCUCCGUCUUGUCUCUAUCUUGUCUCCCGUCUCUUCUCUCAAGCGGCCCAUUGGGGGUCCCGGGUCACGUGGUGUUUCCAGCCUCGAGUGAGGAGGCAGUGAGGUUCAGCCGCCCGCCAUUUUUCUUUCUCUCGUGCGUUAGGAACCGUGAACCAACCCCCAUUAUCCCCAUUUGCCUUCGAGUUUGGGGAAGGCGAAUUUUCCAAUUGCAGCUUUUUAUCAAGAACGUAACCUCGGCGAUGGGCAAGAGUUUGCUGUAGACUACAUGCUAAAUCAAUGCACCUGUAUUCUAUUUUUGCAAGGCAUAAUGCACUUUAUAUACAUUUUGUAUGCACAAAUUUAGUAUAUAUGGAAUUAGAUUUGAAGAUGAUAUGUAUUACUCGCCGAAUGAUUGAUCUCUUCUAUUAAUAUUGCAAUUAGAGGCCAUGUACGAGUAUAUAUUUUAAAUCGUAACGAUUGAGUGUAACUCUGGAAAAAUCUUGAUAACCCACAUGCCUCAACAAACAUCGGUCAUUGUGAUGGCGACAGUGAAGACUGACCUCUAUUGGCAGGAAAUGCGAGGAAUUUAAACUCUUUUCCCAUGAAGAGAGCCGGUCAUCAUCAUUGCAUCGAUGCAAUUUCUUAUCAAUGGGCAGAUUUGAAAAUCUCUUUCCAUUGCAGAGAUCUUGUUCUCCAAUGAUAUUUCUAAUCAACAUGAUUGGCACUCCAACUUUCAAACGGAGCUUGUGAGGGGGCAUUAGAGUGAGUGUGAACGUGUUCACAAACUCGUGAGGGUUAAACCACUGCUGGACAUCAUGCACUAAACUACUAACUUGUAUUUGUAGAUGCGUCUGGGUGAUUUGUUUACCUUCCUGGUAUUUGCACUGUUGUAUAUUUUGUGCUGUGAAUUUUUCAUGUUAGAUACAAAAUUUGUAUACAGGUAUGCAAAUUUGUUCAAUUAUGCUGUUUCAUUUAGAUAUGCAAAUGUGGUAAACUUAAUCAAAUAAUGCCACGUGCAAUUCAUGUUAAUUGGUGCUCAUUGAGUGUCAGUGCAAUGUGAUCAAUCGUAUGUGAUUAAACGUGCGUAAAAUUUCGAUUUAAAGCUUUCGUGACUGCAGGGAAUCAUCUUCUUUGGUUCUUUCGGUAAAAUCACGUAGAAUGAGAAUAAAAUAAUGAAAUAAAAAUAAGACAAAA
Petromyzon marinus (sea lamprey) is the source of this 4157-nucleotide messenger RNA. The record is from RefSeq and is a predicted model, not a curated record. NCBI's taxonomy places the organism in Eukaryota, Metazoa, Chordata, Hyperoartia, Petromyzontiformes, Petromyzontidae.